This is a messenger RNA of Periconia digitata, 282 nucleotides long. The record is from the annotation of a GenBank genome assembly. NCBI's taxonomy places the organism in Eukaryota, Fungi, Ascomycota, Dothideomycetes, Pleosporales, Periconiaceae.
GCAAUAGUAGCUCUCUCCAUCUAUGUUCUACUUGCCUUGAGCCAUAUUGGUUUCUCUAUUGUCACCGGUUACUAUUCACGCUGCUGGGGAUCGCCUUCGGAACUUACUGCGCUCGCAAUGAACUCGCAACCUACGAGCAGACUAGCGAAUACAGGAGGUAUCGAGACUAUCCGUGUCUUUCAAGAACCAGUUUGGGUUCGACUUAAAGACAGAAGAGCACAAAUGGUUUUUAAGGAUAGUUACACUGAGGAAAAACUAAGGAUGGGAAGGCCAUAUGCCUAA